CGGCGCUUGGCGCGGUGGUGUUUAAAAACGUUUUGCCAAAAUAAACCAUUGUUGUCAAGUUGCCCCACAGGAACAGAAUGGAAGGAGAAUUGAGCAGACUGGAAAUUCACACUCCAGUUUUUGACAAGAAAAAGAAAAAGCACUCUGUAUAUAAGGAAGGCCAUCUGAGGCAUCCCCAUGAAAGUGUCAGAGACUCCCCCCUGGCAAGCGAGCCGUCUCACGGAACCAAGAGUAAAAAAAAAAGAAAGGAUGGCCAGCAUCUCCUUCCUCCCCCUUUGGAAAAAUCAGAAAUUUGUGAUGAGAUGGAAAAGGCCACUUCUAAACCCAAAAAGAAUAAAAAGAAAAGGCAUAAGGCUUCAGAGAUGGAUGAGGAAACAGGUGUGGUGUAUGUCGUGGUGGAUAAAGAAAAUAUCGAGAACACGCCAAAGAAUUUUAGGAGGGACGUUGACGUCGUGUAUGUUGACGUGAGCCAGGAACAGAAGCCAACAAAAGAGUCUGAAGCAGACGAACCGCAUUCAGUUCCAAAGUCACAGAAGAACGAGUCGGAAGAGCUGCACCAUAAAGUUAGGGAGAGAAAGAGGAGAAAACAUCAGAGGCACAUGGCCUCCUGGGGUGCCGAGCAGGAGAGCCUUGCCGCCCUGCCUGAGUCGGAGCCCUGGGAGCAGGAAACCCCACUUUCUGUGGGCCCAGGAGGUGGAAUCCCACAACAACCAGUAUCAGCUGAUAAAAAAAAGUCUAAGAAAAAAAAGCGAAAAAUUGCACAUGACCAGGAACUGGAGGCAUUGCCCGGGCAUGAGAGUCUCGAGGUUGCGUACUCUGAGGGAUGGCAAGGGGUCAGCGAGGUCGGGACUGCAGAAGGCAGUAAGGAAGCCGGCCGGGUAAAGAAAAAGUCUAAGAAAAGGAAGCGAAGGGCUUCUGUUGAAGGUCCUGUAACUCCUGGGGGUGAUUUUGCAGGGCCUGCUGCAAGCUUUGAGGACACACACUCGGAUUCACUGGAACGUAGCAGUGCCCUGAUUGAAGAAAGCGUGAAACCCAGGCCACAAGAGAAGAAAACCCAGGCCUGUUUGGGAGAGGAGCAGAGGUCGGAACCAACAAAUGAAGAGGAAAGCCGUUUGGAAUUGGCCAAAGAUUCUGAAACAAGAUACUUAUCAGAAGACUCGAGAGAUUUGGGUGACUUGGAUGUGGACUUGGACUCCGCCGUGAGGCAGCUCCAGGAGUUCAUCCCGGACAUCAAGGAGAGGGCCGCCACCACCAUCAAGCGGAUGUACCGGGAUGACUUGGGGCGGUUUAAGGAGUUUAAAGCCCAGGGUGUCGCUAUUAGAUUUGGCAAGUUUUCUGUAAAGGAAAACAAGCAGUUAGAGAAAAAUGUGCAAGACUUUCUGUCCCUGACAGGAAUUGAGAAUGCCGACAAGCUGCUGUACACAGACAGAUACCCAGAGGAGAAAUCUGUGAUCACCGACUUAAAAAGAAAAUACGCAUUUCGAUUGCAUAUUGGAAAGGGCAUUGCCCGGCCUUGGAAACUCGUUUACUAUCGAGCAAAGAAGAUGUUUGAUGUCAACAAUUACAAAGGGAGGUAUAGCAAAGGAGACACAGAGAAGUUAAAGAUAUACCAUUCCCUGCAUGGGAACGACUGGAAAAAGAUCGGCGAGAUGGUUGCUCGGAGCAGCCUCUCUGUCGCCCUGAAGUUCUCCCAGAUCAGCAGUCCGAGAAAUCAUGGUGCUUGGAGUAAGACGGAAACCCAGAAACUAAUCAAGGCCGUCGAAGAAGUGAUUCUAAAGAAAAUGUCUCCCCACGAGUUAAAGGAAGUGGAUUCUAAACUCCAAGAAAACCCCGAAGGCCGCCUGUCCAUCGUGAGGGAGAAACUCUACAAGGGCAUAUCUUGGGUAGAAGUAGAAGCCAAAGUAGAAACCAGAAAUUGGAUGCAGUGUAAAAGUAAGUGGACGGAAAUCCUAACCAAGAGGAUGACGAAUGGUCGGGACGUGUACCGCGGAGUUAACGCUCUACAGGCCAAAAUCAACCUCAUCGAAAGACUGUAUGAGAUCAAUGUGGAGGACACGAACGAGAUAGACUGGGAAGACCUUGCUAGCGCCAUAGGUGAUGUUCCUCCAUCCUAUGUUCAAACUAAAUUUUAUAAGCUGAAAGCUACCUGUGUUCCCUUUUGGCAGAAGAAGACUUUUCCAGAGAUUAUAGACUACCUUUAUGAGACCACCCUGCCUCUGCUUAAGGAAAAAUUAGAGAAGAAGAUGGAGAAAACGGGUACCGAAAUCCAGAGUCCUGCGGUGCCCAGGCAAGUCUUCCUGUUCAGAGACAUCUUUUAUCUUGACGACGACAGUGAGGGAGAAGACGGGGAGGAGAGGAGGUAGGGGACAGUGUUGUGUCCUGUCCGCCUCUCCAGGUUUGGUUGGGUUCCUGUGCCUGGGGCAGAGCAGCUGCUUGCAGGACUGGUGUUUAAUAGAGAAGGGGCGGCAGCCAGAGGAA
Lontra canadensis (Northern American river otter) is the source of this 2478-nucleotide messenger RNA. It is a transcript of the gene TTF1, whose product is annotated as transcription termination factor 1. The record is from RefSeq and is a predicted model, not a curated record. NCBI's taxonomy places the organism in Eukaryota, Metazoa, Chordata, Mammalia, Carnivora, Mustelidae. The transcript is spliced from 11 exons. The coding region runs from base 78 to 2363 and encodes 761 amino acids.